AUGCUGGCGGUUGUCUCCGACUAUGUAAAGUCGUUCCGGUCGCUGGUGUACGACACCUGCAUCGUGUCAAUGACCUCGCGGUGGUACCGGGAGGUGCUGCUGGAGUGCCCAAUGAAUAGCGUCAUGCUGGACAUCGGCAUCGGCACCGCUACGAGUCUCAUAGCGAACCGUGACAUUAUCGUGAGCAAGAAAAUGACAGUGACUGGGGUGGACUACGACUUUGCCUACGUGCGCAGCGCUCAAGUGAAUGUCGCCGCGUGUGGCGGUCGGUUGCAGGAUAUGGUGAAGGUUGAGCAGGCGGACAUUCACGCCUACAACAAGUCGCACACGGAGAAGUUCGACAUCCUCUAUUUUUCCGGUAGCUUCAUGAUCAUACCGUCGCGGGUCGAAGCGCUGCGGCACUGCGUGCAGAUGCUCCGUAGCCCAGUCCCCAAGGUGCCGGGAGGAUGCAACAUCUUUUUCACUCAAACCUUCGAAAAGCGUACGUUCAUUGGUCAGUACGUCACACCGCUGGUGAAGCGCAUGCUGAAGGCGAUCACAACAAUCGACUUUGGCGAAGUGACAUACGAGGAUGAGUUCCGUGCUGCCCUUGAGGAGGCUAAUGUGGUGAUUGUGCGUGUGAAGCCUAUCACGGACUCGUAUUAUCGGACCCAGACGCUCGUUAUGGCUCGUCCACGCGUGACGGCGUAG
This is a messenger RNA of Leishmania braziliensis MHOM/BR/75/M2904, 690 nucleotides long. RefSeq lists its product as hypothetical. NCBI's taxonomy places the organism in Eukaryota, Euglenozoa, Kinetoplastea, Trypanosomatida, Trypanosomatidae. The record is from RefSeq and is a predicted model, not a curated record. The transcript has a single exon. Bases 1 to 690 code for a protein of 229 amino acids.